Eurypyga helias (sunbittern) is the source of this 192-nucleotide messenger RNA. It is a transcript of the gene LSM5, whose product is annotated as LSM5 homolog, U6 small nuclear RNA associated (S. cerevisiae). The transcript has 3 exons. The record is from RefSeq and is a predicted model, not a curated record. Gene Ontology annotation, cellular component: U4/U6 x U5 tri-snRNP complex; U6 snRNP; Lsm1-7-Pat1 complex. NCBI's taxonomy places the organism in Eukaryota, Metazoa, Chordata, Aves, Eurypygiformes, Eurypygidae. The annotation marks the transcript as partial. Gene Ontology annotation, biological process: mRNA splicing, via spliceosome. Gene Ontology annotation, molecular function: RNA binding.
GUGGACAAAUGUAUAGGUUCACGCAUUCAUAUUGUUAUGAAGAGCGAUAAAGAAAUUGUUGGAACGCUUCUAGGAUUUGAUGACUUUGUCAAUAUGGUGUUAGAAGACGUUACAGAAUUUGAGAUUACACCCGAGGGCAGAAGAAUCACAAAGCUAGACCAGAUUUUGCUAAAUGGAAAUAACAUAACAAUG